AUGCCGCUCGCGCGUUCGCCAACCAGGGUCUCGGACCACACAGCUUCCGGUAGCGAUCAUCCAAUCGCCGGCCCGUCCAGGAUGGAAAAGACGGAAUCAAUUGCAACAACAGCAGCAGGAGAAGUCAAUGCUGUGGCGAGAGUCAAGCUACCAUCUUUUUGGAAAGAGAAUCCGCUCUUAUGGUUCUCUCAGGUUGACGCUGCUUUUGUUCUAUCAAAAAUCGUAUCGGACGACAUCAAAUUCCGAAACGUCGUGCUCAACCUGGAUCCCACUGUGUUACCUUUCGUCGCUGACAUUAUUACCAACCCUCCAGAGCAUGGCAAGUAUGAUUGUCUUAAGCAGCGAAUUCUAGGGGCUCUUGAUGAAUCCAGUGAAUCGAAGCUUCGCAGGUUGCUCAGAGGACAUGGCAUGGGUGACGAAAAACCGUCGAAUUACUUGCAACGCCUUAGGAAUCUUGCAGGUGGCCAGUGCAGUGACUCGGUACUACGAACGUUGUUCUUAGAACAGAUGCCUGAGAACAUUCGUGUAAUCCUUGCCAUCAGCGAAGGCAUGGAUUUAGGGAAGCUUGCUCUUCAAGCGGACAAGAUUUAUGAAAUUGCUAGUCCAGGUGUAGCCACCAUUUCGGAUGUUCGACCUCCCAGCGUAGUAGAUGCUCGACCACUCAGCGUAGCUGCUGUUUCUUCAACCUCUCGGUCUUCUUCGGACUUAAACGACCAACUUUCUGAAAUUUUGGCACGUCUGCGUCGGCUUGAAGCUCGCGAUACCGGCGAUGGUAACGGAAACCGCAGAAGAAAUGGGAAAUCUUCCAAGCCUCAAGGUUCACGGACUCGUUCUCGGUCGCGUGAUGGACUGUGUAGACUCCAUUACAAAUAUGGAGCUGACGCGCGUCACUGUUUUCCUCCAUGCAGGUGGAUUAACCGUGGGAGUCGGGAAAACUAG
This is a messenger RNA of Osmia bicornis bicornis, 939 nucleotides long. RefSeq lists its product as uncharacterized. The record is from RefSeq and is a predicted model, not a curated record. The transcript has a single exon. The coding region runs from base 1 to 939 and encodes 312 amino acids. NCBI's taxonomy places the organism in Eukaryota, Metazoa, Arthropoda, Insecta, Hymenoptera, Megachilidae.